Erythranthe guttata (spotted monkey flower) is the source of this 1551-nucleotide messenger RNA. Its product is annotated as F-box/LRR-repeat protein At3g26922. Lineage: Eukaryota; Viridiplantae; Streptophyta; Magnoliopsida; Lamiales; Phrymaceae. The record is from RefSeq and is a predicted model, not a curated record. Gene Ontology annotation, molecular function: protein binding.
AUGGACAGGAUAUCCGAAUUGCCGAAAGACAUCUUGCAGAGAAUACUUUAUUUCCUCUCCCAAAAGGAAUCUAUCCGAACAUCUGUCUUGUCGAAAUCAUGGCGUACUAUUUGGCGCACGCGCCCCAAUCUUGAUCUUGAUUUUUCAGACCCCACAUUAAUAGACACGACACGAGAAUUUAUAUCCGUUGUCGACAAGACUUUACAGCUGUACCGCGAUCAGACGCUGCGGUUAGAGGAGUUUCGCCUCUCUAUACCGCUGCACUGUGGGGCCCAUUGUAAAUCUGUUUCGCUUCUCGUAAAAUGGAUCCCAUUGCUCACAUCUAUGGGUGUAAAGGAGUUUUUUCUCUCUAUUCGUUCCGUGCCGUACGAUCCGGGGUGUCUUGAUUUGCCAUCCGUAGUUUUUGAAGCCGCCGAAUCACUCAAACAUUUGCGCGUGGAAAGAUUUGUAUUCGACGAAAAGGCUGAAAAGAUAGCACUCUGCAAGCAUCUAAGAUCACUUCAUCUCGUAAAUGUGUCCGUUGACGACCGUAUUUUUCAAACGAUAAUCUCGGGCUGCCCUUUGAUUGAAACCCUGUGUAUCGACGGAACAAAUAUAGGGCUAAGAACAAUUAAGAUGAGUGAUCUUCGCAAUCUCAAGGAUUUCACGUUUAUCGAAGUUGUAUUUGGUGGUGGAGAUCAACUUUGUAGCAUCGAAAUCGAUCCCUUAUCUCUCGAAACCAUCAAGAUUAGUGCCGCUAAUAUUACGUUCCGCAGAGGAGCGGAUUUUCGUAAUCUCAAAGAUUUAUAUAUGUGUGGUGUGAAAUCGUCAUUGGACAACUUGUCGUUUAGUAAAUUACCGAGUCUCAAAAGGUUGACUCUUUCGAAUUGUGAUGGACUGAAAGAAUCCCGGAUAUUUAUCGAUGCCCCGAACGUACUCUAUUUUGAAUACGAAGGGGACUUUGUCCCAUCAGUCUCUAUUGUAACAAAUUCGAGGGAGUGGAAGUCGGAGAUACACUUACAACAUAAAAACGACGGUUCUUCUUUGUGGUUCCUCAAGCUAAGUGAACUGCUCAAGUCGUUAAGCCAAUCAAAAAUUUCUCUGAGCAUAUAUAAACAUCCCUAUUGCAAAGAUGACGUAAUUCAAGAAAACGUUAAUCGGCCACCGGUACACGACAAACCUGUUUUGGUGGAGACGUUCAACUUGGUUUGUCCUUUAUCUCAUUUCCCGACUCUUGUAAAUGGUGUAUUUAGUAUUUGUCGUCCGGGAAACAUCGGUAACCGCCUCAAGGGAUGGGAGGUAGACUACGAUGCGUAUAUUUGGAGGGGACGCGAGGUAAAAUUUGUCGGGUAUAUGUGGAAGAUUCUUAUGGAGAGAGAGAGUGGAAACGAAGAUGAUGAGCCCUCACGGUUGUUCUUACGAGAUUUGGAAGAAGCAAGCUUGGAGAUUAAGAGAAAGAGAGGGAACUACCCAGACGAAGACGAAUGGCAUCGAGCACCUUUGUCCGAAUAUCUUCUAAACAUUGAAAAAAAUAACUGUCGCUUCGUACUGAAAUGGAGAGAAACUAUGUGA